AUGUUAGUGUUACUGCUUGUUUCUGUUAUCCUGGUAUGCUGCUGCCAAUAGACCUGAGAGAGUGUUAGUUUCAAGAAGAAGAUGGCACGACGACAUGUCCUAGUGGCGGUUGAAGCCCCCAGGAUAGAGAUGAACGAUGGAAAUAAAAUUCCUAUUAUAGCUCUUGGAACGUACGGUUCAGCGCAAGACGUUCAGAGGAUGCGGCAGACAGUCACCUGGGCAGUAGAAGCUGGCUACAGACACAUAGAUACGGCAUCCAUUUACAAAAACGAAGAACAAAUAGGACAGGGCAUCAAGGAUGUCGUUAACAAAGGGCUGGUGAAAAGAGAAAAUUUGUUUAUUACUACUAAGCUUUGGAACGACAGGCACGAUCGUGAGCAGGUGGUCCCGGCUUUGAAGGAAUCCCUGGCUAACCUUGACCUCGAUUACGUCGACCUCUACCUUAUACAUUCUCCAAACGCUACGUAUGAGGACGGUACUCCAGCUAACGUAGACUAUCUUGAAACUUGGAGAGGCAUGGAGGAAGCGAAGGCGCUUGGUCUUACCAAGUCAAUUGGCGUGUCCAAUUUCAACGUCGAACAAGUGAACAGGCUCUUUGCCAAUAGCAAAGUCAAACCAGCCGUUAAUCAGAUUGAGGUUCACCCAUCUUUAACUCAGGAGCCUUUGGUAUCGCACAACCAGAAGUUGGGAGUCGUGGUGAUGGCGUACAGUCCAUUCGGAUUCCUCGUCAACAGAGAUAAUAUUGCUGAUGCCCCCCCUCCCAAAGUUGACGAUCCUACCUUGUUGAAAAUGGCAAGCAAAUACGGGAAGACCACAGGGCAAAUCGUGCUCCGGUAUUUGAUUGACCGCGGCACUAUUCCCAUUCCGAAGUCCACCAACAAGAAUCGUCUUCAACAAAACAUCGACAUCUUAGAUUUCGAACUGACGCCUGAAGAAAUCCACACAAUCAACAAAUUCAACAUGAACAGGGGAGUUUUUAAUUAAACUAUCAUAGUCGGUCAACAAGGAUCUUGUGGCAUAUGGAUGGCGAUGACAGAACGCAUUAUCAAUAAAAAACAGAGGUGUACUCGUUUUUUUUAUUGAUAAGACGACUAACACCAUUCAUUCACACCAAAAUGACGUAUUCAUAAAAUGCGAUAUUAGCACACCCUGGACACUUCAUACAAGCAACCUCUUUUUACACAGACACUACACAUUGACGUUAUCGUACACACGCAUCUGUGUGUGUGACGUCUGACGCCAUACGAUUCAAGCCUAAACUAUGGUCGAGGGGGCGUGAGGUAAACCUAGCUCAGACGUUGGUGGGGAACGAAGAGUUGCCGUUCUAUACGUAGUAUUAUUCCUUAUUCUAUGACAUUAGUUCCGAUUAUAGACACGUGCGUGCCAAAAGGUCCUUGACGCUAUAGCUUUUAUUGAUCCAUGAUUAAGAAAUGGCAUUGUUGUAUAUUAUCAUCUGAAAACGAAUUAUUUCAAAAAAUACUUAAAUAAAAAUAUGGGAAAAAUG
Molecule: messenger RNA, 1504 nt
Organism: Pectinophora gossypiella (pink bollworm)
Lineage: Eukaryota; Metazoa; Arthropoda; Insecta; Lepidoptera; Gelechiidae
Product: aldo-keto reductase AKR2E4-like
Exons: 8
Coding region: 82-984 (300 amino acids)
Cellular component (GO): cytosol
Molecular function (GO): aldose reductase (NADPH) activity
Source: RefSeq, a predicted model, not a curated record